AACAACAACAAUAAUAAAAACUUAGAAUCCAAAACUGGGAAUCCUCAACAUUCAUUUACUCAAUUACGUUGUGUGUGUAGUAGGCAGUGGACACGCUAAGCAUUAAGUACUGUGUGAAACCAGGGACCUUAUCUUCAACUCACCUGUCCAAUACCAGCUCCCUCCCCUACCUGUUCCUUAAGGUGAUUAUUCUUUGGGCUCUGGUGCUACACUUUUCUGAAUUCAGAGUCCCGCUGUGCCACUUCCUACCUGUGUGAUCUCAGACAAUUUCUUUAGCUAUUUCUGAAUCGGUUUCCUUACCGAUUCAGAGAAUAGUAAAGUCUCUCUUGUGAAACUGAUGUGAGGAACAAAGGAGAGAUUGACAGCAAGAGCUUUUCUUUGGUCAGUAACUAACCGCAGCAGGUGGCUUCUGGUGCACGCGGGACCCCUGGGGCUGGGGUGAAACUUGCGGAGAGCGUCUGGGGGAGGGGAGGAUCCCUAGUCACUAUGGCAACGGGAGACGCCUCGCAUUCUCCCGCAGCCUGCGGCGGAGCCGAGAAGGCGACUGGCGACGACACUGGCGGCAGGAGAGUGGAGAAGGUGGUGGUAAUGACUACUGUGGUGGCACCCGAGGCGAGCCCCAGCGGGGAGCAGCCUCGGCAGGAGGCCGGGCUGGGGUGCGGAGUUCGCUGGGAGCCCAGCUCCAGCUGCCCUCAGGAGUCCCGCAAACAAAGUGUAUUCCCCAGCAGCCGCGGACCCUGCGCAGAGGGACGUGCGGUGUGGAGAACUGGGAAGAAAUUUUUAUAUUGUGAGCCACAUAAGAGAAUUAAGGAAGUACUGGAAGAAGAACUUUAUAUUAAGAAAGAUGAAUGCCACAUUAAAAAUCCACCUGCAGUGGCCCUGGAAGGGAUUUGGAGCAUUAAAAGGAAUCUCCCUGUGGGAAGCUCGAAGCCAGCACUGCCCAGCAGAAACAUUUCACUGCCACAAGCCAAGUUCUACUCAAGGCAUGGAGGGAUGAGAAGUAAGACCCCAACACCCCAACUUCCACCAAAGCCCUGAGGGGUAAGAAGAAUAAAUUUUUCCUUUGAGAAGAAACCUCUUUCUCCUAAUGUCUGAAAAACAGAGAAGAAAUCCAAGCUUGUUUCACAGUUUAAGAGGUGUAAAAAAUGUACAUUAAUCUAUAAUUUCUAUUAUUGGUAUUAAUUCCUACCUAUCAAUUAAUCCAAAGUAAUGAUGGACUAUUAGUAAAGUUUGCUAAGCACCUGAAAA
Messenger RNA from Phyllostomus discolor (pale spear-nosed bat), 1248 nucleotides. It is a transcript of the gene C6H11orf97, whose product is annotated as chromosome 6 C11orf97 homolog. Bases 487 to 1038 code for a protein of 183 amino acids. The record is from RefSeq and is a predicted model, not a curated record. The transcript is spliced from 4 exons. Gene Ontology annotation, cellular component: ciliary base. NCBI's taxonomy places the organism in Eukaryota, Metazoa, Chordata, Mammalia, Chiroptera, Phyllostomidae.